Messenger RNA from Nymphalis io (European peacock), 4410 nucleotides. It is a transcript of the gene CrebA, whose product is annotated as cyclic AMP response element-binding protein A. Gene Ontology annotation, molecular function: cAMP response element binding; DNA-binding transcription factor activity, RNA polymerase II-specific. The transcript is spliced from 8 exons. Gene Ontology annotation, biological process: regulation of transcription by RNA polymerase II. The record is from RefSeq and is a predicted model, not a curated record. The coding region runs from base 452 to 1504 and encodes 350 amino acids. NCBI's taxonomy places the organism in Eukaryota, Metazoa, Arthropoda, Insecta, Lepidoptera, Nymphalidae.
UCCGCCGCGAGCGUGUGUCUCAUUUACGAUCCGACGUUCACUAAACAUUCCUCGCGUGCAGUGAAAUUUCACAAAAAUAAUCCGCGUUUUAAACAAAUGGGCGUCGAUAGUGAAACCUAAACUUGUGGUGAUACGAAGUGAUCCGAAUAAUAUAUAUAUAUUUACUUAUUGACAUUAAGUCGUAGUGCAAGUUUACAUUCUUUCCGAGUUUCGCACCGCUUGGGAAAGGACCGUAGAACCGUGACAGUUGUCAGUGUGUUUUGUGCGAGUUACUCGAGGGAGUUUCUUUAAGUGGAAGUCGGAGGCCGUCGUAGAAACCCGGCCCCGACAUGGAGAGUUACUUCGACAUCUCCAACGAUCUGAAUGAUGUCUGGGAAGCGGACAUCGACCCGGUAAGUGGUAUGAAUCUGAAUGCUGCAUUUAGAGGACAUAUAUUUUUAAAACUGGUGAGAUGCAAGAUGUCUUAGACGAGGACUCAGAGAUGGGCGAUUGGCUGAUCGAGCGGGACUCCAAGCUAGGCGUGGUGUUACACGAUAGACUGAUGACAGAUGCGGCCCUUGGCGCUGCCCCUAUCAAGACAGAACAUUCCUACAGCCUCCACUCCGAUGUUGAAUCCUCGCCACCUUCGCCACACCACACCAAAGUUGAUGACAUGGAAGACGAAUGCUAUCCAGCUAUACCAGCGAGCGCGUGGCGGAGCAGACGGCGGUCCAGCGAUUCUCCGCCACCAGAAGUGAAGGCUGAACCCAAAUCGGAGCCCGAGUCUCCCGCAUCGUCCUGCCCCCCUUCGCCGACCCCUGGCACGCCUGUUACACACGUCGACUACGUCAUUGACCACACGACCGGAACAAUCCACAUGCCACAAGCGGUGCUCCAGAAAGUUGGGGCGGCGGGGGUGCCGCAGCUACUGCUGAGUGCGGCGCCGCGCAUCUCCAUGAAUAACAAUAAGCUCUCCAUUAAAGUCACAUCGUCCGGCACUUCAGCAGGUUUCAACCUGCCUCCCACGCCGCCCUCGUCGCUGUCGUCGUCCGACAGCGAGGGCGCGCUGUCGCCGGCGCACGAGGCGUCGGCGCCGCCCGCCGCGCCCGCCGCGCCCGCGCGCCGCGCGCACCUCUACGUGUCGCACCACUCGCGGCAGCCCAUCAACACGCCGCUCAUCAGCAGCCAGCCGAAGGGUUCAACGGGUACGCUCGUGUUAACAGAGGAGGAGAAGCGCACAUUACUGGCCGAAGGAUAUCCCGUUCCGACACGCUUACCCCUCACCAAGGCUGAAGAGAAAUCACUCAAAAAAAUCAGGAGGAAAAUUAAAAAUAAGAUAUCGGCACAAGAAAGCAGACGCAAAAAGAAGGAGUAUAUGGACCAAUUAGAGAGAAAAGUAGAAAUAUUAGUAUCAGAGAAUACAGACUACAGAAAGAGGGUAGAAACACUCGAACAGACGAAUGCGAAUCUUCUGAGCCAGUUGGCAGCUUUGCAGGCGCUCGUUACUCGAGGCGCCAGGAAGUGACGUCAUCAAAUGAAAUAGUUUGCGUGACGUCACACUUCGCUCUCACAUGCACAGGGACUUAAAUCUGCAGAAUACAACAUAACAGACGCUCUGACGUCACUCGGCAAUAACUGCUGCUGGAUUCGAUCACAAAUAGACAACAACCUUAAUACUUUAACUUUUUAAAGCGAAACCGGCAUUUCAUUCUACAUAUACUUUUCACUCGAACAGUCUUUAACAUUAUUUGUUUUUUGCUCACUGUUUCUUCGAAGCUGUGUUUUAAUGUCUGCUAUUUAAAUAGGACUUGUAACAGUAUUACGGCCGGUUCUCGUGAUCAGACAACUGCGGAAGUAUAACCUAAAAAGGCUGUGAGAACUGACAGAUACGAUUUCUCACAGUUCCUAAUGUACGUUUAUCUAUGUAUUAAGUGAACAGUGACAACGAUACUGUCCCCGUAAUGAAGUGUAUAUUUUGUCGAUGUAUAUUUUGGAUGUAAUUUACGAACCGUUACGUAGUAUCCAGAGGAUAGGACUGUUAGUUGAAUGGUUGCUCAUUGUAUUUGUUAGUAAAUAGUUAUUCAGUGGUGCUGGAUAUGAUAUACCUGUAUUUUCGUUUAGGGUAUACCAAAUUUCGAGUGCCACAUUAGGUAUUUAUUAUAAAACUCAGCACGUUUUAAGUGAUCGUUAUCAGUCGACAGCGAACGGUACCGUCAUAGCGAACGUCGAUACUUACUAACGCGUGUUUGAAAUCUCGUAAUAUAUUUUAGAUGUAUAUGAUGCCUCACGGCGAAUAAUUUAAGUUUUCAUUCGUGCGUGUUUUUAUUAAAAUAUGCAAAUAGUUUAAGGAAUUUUAAUUGUUACCUAAAGCGUACGCGCGUGUCACGAAGGGCCCCUUCGCGCUUCGUGACGAUUCUUAAGUUCUGUUGAUCACAUUGCGAUGUUAUUGGCCUUACAGUUUUUAUCGGUUGUUGUGAUUAAACGAUGUUAUAGGCUUGGAACUGUUUAAUGAUGGUUUCUCUCAUAGUGACUUUAGUACGUCCCAUAUCGAGUCGCUACCGUGCGGUGAUAUCGAUAACCUUAGUAGCAUAAUAAUGUAAGGUGAGCGCACCGUGAGCCUUAUCUUUUAAUAUUGAAUUCCAUGAAUUUGCAUUUAUAGCGAAAUGUGUAUCGUCCUAGAGAUUGUAUCAUGUAUUUAAGAUAAUUUGUAUGCAAAAAGUUAUGUUUUCGGUAAUGUCUAGUCUCUGCUGAAACAUUCGAGGUCUCGUUGUGGAGGCGCUCGGGUCGAGGAGGUUAGCAAACAAUUUAAAGCUGCGCUCUAGAUAGACAAGUACAAAUAACUGCAUGCCUUUCAUGAAAAUAACGUAACUAACUAUUAACUAUGAAAUUUAACCGGGCGGUUGAUUUCGUUAACACGUUCACCACUUAAAUGUAUUAUAUUCAUAGAAUCUCGCAGUUCUUAUGUAUCGUAGGUCUUGCCAACAAAGUGCGAAUUUAAAAUCCACAACAGCGGCCGAGGGUCACCGUCUUUGUGAACUAACAUUCUUAUAUACUAAACAUUCCAUAUAUCUUUUUAGUAAUGUGAGUGACUUAAAGUGAGCUCGAGUACUUAUAUUGAUAUAUAACUUAAUCUAAAGCCUGUACAAAUCAUUAUCUGUUAAUUUCAUGUUUUAUAUGUAUUACGUAAGUUUCAUCUUUAAAAGCAUAAUUGUAGCGUGUGGUGAUACCGUGGAAUUUUGUCAAUUCGGAAUUAUUAUCACAUUAUUUACUAUUUAAAAUAAUCUAUAAAUUUUAGAAUAUUUAUAUUAUUUUUCGUUUUAUUAACGCUUCAAUUAAAAACUAGUAAAUCGAUAACGAAAUUUAAAAAAAAAGGUAUAAAAAAUUCCGUUUUUGACAAGGUUCCGAAUGAUGUAUGGUCAAAAUGUUUAACUCAAUCAAUCGGCAUAUUCGUGUUAGUAUAAUAUAUUUACUAUGUGUGCAAUUACUAUGUUCUCUUUUACAUUUUUUAGAAGUUCUUCCUAUUUAGAUGUAAGGGAAUAGAAAUUUAUUUAUAUCGCUCUGUAAUGUAAUACUUCUCCCUCCAAGUUGGGAAUAAUGUUAAAAGAAUUUAUCGAGAUAUAUUUUAAGAGAUUUUUUCUAAUGAAAUUUAGAAAUAUAUAUAUAUAUAUAUAUGUAUAACACUGUUUUACGUGUCUGUCGCUAUACGAGUAAGGAUAGGUUAGUGUGUAUGUACAUAUAUACAAUUUUAUCGUGGAAACUGCAAAGCGUGCCUGCCUAUCAGUUAUUGAUUUUACCAUAAACUAAGAAUCGAACAUAUGACGAAUAAAUGAAUGGUAAUUUUUGAGAAAGCUGUAUUGUUGAAACUAUACAUAAAAAUAAAGUAUUUAACUUUGAUAUAAUAUAUUUAAUUCCUAAUAUGGCAUUUACCGUCUACAAAAGAGUGAUUUAAUUGAAAACGACUUAUAGAAAUUUACUAAAGUAGUUGAUAUUUUAAAUGUAUAAUUAUCGAGCCCGCCCCGGGCGACGAUACAUACAAUAUAUUGUAAACAAAAUGCCAAACUUAAAAUGCAUACAUAAGUAUGAGAGCACCGCACAUUGGGUGACGGCAAGUAAAAUCCAUUCGAGAUAAUAAACACAAUAUAAUUAUAUAAUAUUGAAAUAUUUUUUAUAUUUAUUAAAAUGAAAUCUCGAAUGGGUUGUACAAAGGUUGAUAUGAUAGUCCACGCCGUGUCGUUUUGUUAUUAUUGAAGUGUAAUUUUAUUGAUAGUUUUAUAUAUUAAAACUAUUCACUGUUACCUUGAGUCAUGAUUUGUUGAAUCGUUUUGUUUUAUUAUUAUAUUUCAAUGACAUUGCGGAUUUUACUGUCACCCUUGAGCUAAUAAAGCGUCGGAUAUUGUAAAUCGAUUGUUUUAUUUUUAAUUACAUACUCAU